This is a messenger RNA of Elephantulus edwardii (Cape elephant shrew), 816 nucleotides long. RefSeq names its product cerberus 1, DAN family BMP antagonist (gene CER1). Gene Ontology annotation, molecular function: morphogen activity. The transcript is spliced from 2 exons. The coding region runs from base 1 to 816 and encodes 271 amino acids. Lineage: Eukaryota; Metazoa; Chordata; Mammalia; Macroscelidea; Macroscelididae. Gene Ontology annotation, biological process: signal transduction involved in regulation of gene expression; determination of heart left/right asymmetry. The record is from RefSeq and is a predicted model, not a curated record.
AUGCCUCUCCUGCUACUUCAACUGCUGGUGGUCUUCCCUCUGGGGUCGACAGGACAGCACCAAAAUGACCACCACAGUCAGGGUUCUCUCUCCUUCGCACUUGCAGAAGGGAGUGUCCGCGACUACCCCGAAGGCAGCCUGGAGGACGAGGCUGAGGAGAAGCCAGAUCUGUUUGUGGCGGUGCCACACCUUGUGGGGGCCACCCCAGCAGCCUUGGAAAGCCAGGGACACAGAGGGAAGGUGCUGUCCAGGUUUGACAGGCUCCGGAAGCAGCCUGAGAGUGAGCGGCAUCUCCCUGAAGAUCCUGUCAGCAAGCAGCUCAUGGCCGGGGCCCCCGCGCUCACUCACCUACUGGCUGGGAGACACCCGGAGAAAUCUCCUCAGCAGGCAGAGGCCAAGAAAUUCUGGCACCGCUUCCUGUUCAGGAAGAGUCCGUCUUCGAAGGGAGUCAUCUUGCCCAUCAAAAGCCAUGAGGUGCAUCGGGAGACCUGUAGGACAGUGCCCUUCAGCCAGACCAUCACCCAUGAAGACUGUGAGAAAGCCGUUGUCCGGAACAACCUCUGCUUUGGGAAAUGUGGGUCUGCUAAUCUUCCUGGAGCCGUGCAGGGCCCCAAUACCUUCUGCUCCCACUGCUUGCCCACCAAGUUCACCAUGAUGCACUUGCAGCUGAACUGCGUGGGUCUGGCUCCAGUGGUCAAGGUCGUGAUGCUGGUGGAGGAAUGCCAGUGCCAGGUAAAGACGGACCACGAGGAUGGGCACCUCGAGCUGCCUGGCUCUCAGGCCCAGGAUUCCUUUAUCCCAGGAUUUUCAGCAUAA